AUGUCAUCCCAAUACUCUGCUGCAUUCUCUCGUGCCAUGUCCCCUACCCUGGACGCACUCACCCAGGCCGUCGUCAACAACACUGUCUUCGGCGUCAACGAUGAAGCAGGCCGCCAUAACGCUCUUAUCGACGAGCUGGCCACUGUGGUCAUCAAAAAAAUAGCUGAGUGCCGCUCCGUUGACCAAGUCAUAGACUGCGUCUUUUUUGACUAUCGUGCUGCCCUCAGGGAGUUUCUCCUCAACCUCGCAUCGUGGUGCGACAAGAGGGAAACAGUCAAGGCUAGCCUCGAGCGCCUUGAAUCUGCCGUUAGCGCAGGCAACACGCCCAAUCGCCUUAAGGUGAAGGCGCCCGAGUUCCAACUCACGAAGGAAUUCGCGGAUGCCGGGUCAGCGGAGGCUCUUCGAGUCUCCACUACGUUCUCUACCGCUCGUGACGUCUUCCAAAAGACGAUUAACGACGGCGCCAUUCAGGCGAAAAAGGACGAGCUGGCCUUUUGGGAUGAUAAAUGCGCGCUCAACUCUUGCUACGAAGCUGCUGCCCUCAUCGUUAAGGCAACUUACGAUGACCGCAAAUCCAGCUACAAGCUCCCUGUUUUCUCUACAGACAACAAGGGAGUCCGACGUAUAGCAGAGUGGGUAGUGUCUCCGCAAAAGAAAGCCGAAUGCAGUGCGCUGCAAACUAUACUGCCGGCGAUCUUUUCUCAUAUCAAACAGAUUGUCAACAUGCGCCACCGCGCCUUGGCAAUUAAGAUUGAGAAAAAGCGGACGACUGCGGCAACAGCCGAUGUCGAGAUGGCCGACGCGACCAAACCAGGUCCGUCGAUUCAAUCCCUUAUUGAUAAGGGCUUGAAUGCACGUCUCAAGAAGCUCAACCUUGGAUCUGUGGGCAAGAAGGCAAGUUUUCGUAACCCUUCACCCAUAAUUCUGGACACUAAUUAUUACUCUAAUUACCCAGACUUUGUCUGGCCCGAAUUCGUCCAAGGCUCCUCAACCUCAGGCCAGAAAAGCUGGCCCUUCGAAACCCAAGUCGUCGUCGACGCCUUUGCAGAGGAAGCCUCAAACCAAGGCUUCCAACAAGGUCGACAACAAGAAGAAAGGGAAGGGGAGAGCUCCCGUCAAGAACAACGAUCCAAAGGGAAAGGGAAAGGCAAGAGCCUAGACGCGCGGUCUACUGUAGCAUCAUUUACGUCGGAAGGCAUGAAUAAACCCUUCGAUCCAGACUAUGGAGUAAGCUCUAAAAAGAAAGAGAAACCUCCAAUGUUACCGCAAUUUAUGGAACUUGGCCUUUCAAUGGGACGUCGGUACGUUAUUAAAACGAUCGCAAGUAUCCCGGAAGAAGCCCUCAAGGAGAUGCGAAAGCACGCGUUCUCUCCUAAAAGGGACAAGAUCCAAAAGUUUCUUAUCGAUAACAACUAUGUUAUUACGAUGACAGAUAAGAAUCUUGGCCUCGCGGUGUCUGAACGCGACUGGAUAUUAAGGAACGAGCUCAAUCUUCUUGAAGAUGAACGCAACUACGAAGAGUUAGAAUUCGAAGUUGCUCAAGAAGUUAUGAAGAGCAAAAUGAUUCAGAUGCAAACUCUUGCACGUACCGUCGAAGAUGAACAUCUGUUUCUAUUUGAACUUGGGUUGUCUCGAUUUUUUCUAUCGAAUGUACCGGAAGAUGGAUCAUCGUUCAAGUAUCCUCAAUUUCAUGGUAUACCUAAAAUCCACAAGAAACCUACUGGAUUUAGGCCCAUAAUUCCGUGUCACUCUGUAGUAUUUAAUCCUGCAGCCAAGUUUGUAUCAAAAGAGCUUAAGCCGAUUAUUAAAUCGACUCCUUCAAUCAUUCACGGAACGAAGGAUCUCUUUACGAGAUUAAGCCAAUUGCGUAUAGACUCCAAAAGACAAUGGUAUUUUGUCACUGGAGAUGUAGUUGCUUUCUAUCCCAAUAUUCCGUUGGACUUGUGCAUCGAAAUCGUUUGUAGUAUGUACGAGGAAUGGUUACUCAACACUUCGGAAGAAAACACUACAUUAGCCCACAUUAAGCCAAAUUCGUUAGAGAAUAACUUGGUUAAAUUGGGCAUCUUUAAACGUGCUAUCGAGAUUGGCAAUACGCAAUUGAUAACACAACAUGGGUCUAGAUAUUUUAGACAAAAAAAUGGCCUCGCAAUGGGCGUCGCGGAUUCUCCGGACCUUGCUAACCUCUUUGGAGCCCAUUUUGAAAUAAAGUCAAAAAUCUUAGACCACCCAAACGUGGCCUUCUAUGGAAGGUACAUCGACGAUUGUUUCGCAAUUGUUUACGCCGAGUCCAAAGCACUUGCACUUAAUCUUAUUAAAGAAACAAUAAAGUUCGAUGGUUGUGUUAUCGAAUGGGCUGUUUCCUCGUCGGGAUGUCAAUUUCUCGAUGCUUUCAUAUUCAAGGAGUCUGGAAAACUUCAUUGGAAGCCAUUUGUCAAGACAGGAAACAACCGAGAACGAGUUCCAUGGGUAUCACAUCAUCCUUUGGACGUCAAACGUGGCGUCUACAUUGGAGAGUUAUCCAGGCUAGCCGUGCUAUGUAGUACCAAGGAAAUCUACAUCGGAGCAAUUAGAGACCUUAACGCUCUCUAUUUGAUGCGCGGUUAUCCCGAAAACCUAGUCAUGUCUUGGUGUAAGAAGAAUAUACAAGAACGUUGGGAAAAGCGAUUUGCUUUACGAGUCGCAGAGCACGACGAAUCCAUUCUUGUACUUAAAACCAGGUUUGAUCAGGUAUGGAAUUGGUUUUCAGCUGCUGAACUUGGAAAAACUGUUACCGAGUACUGGUCGGCAUGGUAUGAACAUGCCGAGAAAGGUCUGUAUAGUGCAGACUCGUCCAGACCCCUUAUCAAACCAGAUCCAAAUUACGUUCACGACCUCGAUGAUGUUCGCCCGGAGCUGUUCACACAGAUCCUCGUGGACGGAGAAACUGAGUUCGUACCGGAUUUGAGGAAGAUAGGACUACUCGGAAGUAGUUGGAUAGUAUCGCGAAAGCGCAAUACUAAUCUUUUCGACCUUGCAAAUGUGUGGAAGAAAACAGUUUUUCGUAAACUGGAUGAAGACAUUGCCGAAAAAGGUGGUGUUGUUCCCGAAACUCAAAACGUUAAUGAAACUUAUCAUUCUGCUCUAGUUGAAGCUGCUGAACAGAUAAGUAUCGAAAGCGAUAACGAGAUAAUACUUCAUAGACGUUCAAUCUCACAAGAGAGGGAACAUCCAGAAUUCGGCAGAAUAUCCAAAUCUUACAACCGAUGA
This is a messenger RNA of Psilocybe cubensis, 3246 nucleotides long. RefSeq lists its product as uncharacterized. The transcript has 2 exons. The coding region runs from base 1 to 3246 and encodes 1081 amino acids. Lineage: Eukaryota; Fungi; Basidiomycota; Agaricomycetes; Agaricales; Agrocybaceae. The record is from RefSeq and is a predicted model, not a curated record.